Molecule: messenger RNA, 2412 nt
Organism: Pediculus humanus corporis (human body louse)
Lineage: Eukaryota; Metazoa; Arthropoda; Insecta; Psocodea; Pediculidae
Product: DNA repair protein xp-C / rad4, putative
Exons: 6
Coding region: 1-2412 (803 amino acids)
Biological process (GO): nucleotide-excision repair; mismatch repair
Cellular component (GO): XPC complex; cytoplasm; nucleus
Molecular function (GO): single-stranded DNA binding; damaged DNA binding
Source: RefSeq, a predicted model, not a curated record
AUGUCUCCAAAAUUAAGAAAGAGAUUGUCACCCAGGGAUACUUCUGAAUCAAUUCAGAAUGCUUCUACCGCCAAAAAAAAGAAAAAGCUCGAAGAAAAUUCCCCCCGAAAAAUUGUUAAAGUUAAAGAUACUCACGAUAAGUCUCAUUCAUCAUCACCGAAAUUUAAAAAAGGAAAUGAAGAUAAAAAUAAAAGAAAAAGUUUGCCAAAAAAAGACGUCAAAGAAAAUAAAGAAGAAUCAAAAGAAGAAGGUGUCAAGGUAGAAGACACUAGCAAUAUGAAUGUUGCUCAGUUAUUGGCUUUAGGUGAAAAUUGCAGAAUGAUGGAGUUUGAAAAUUCGACAAUGUCAUCAGGAUCGGAAGACAGUGAUUUUGAAGAAGUUAAAUGCUCAGAAAUCAAACAACCUGAUAUACCUAAAGAAGGAGUUAACAUUACCGUUGAAAUGCCUAAUUUUAAAAGAAAAAGCAAAGGUUUUGAUGCUGAAGCAGUUAUAAAAAGAGAAAUGAAUAGAGUUAAAAAGGGCCUUCAGUUGCUAAUGCACAAAGUUCAUGUUUUGUGCUGGAUAGCUCAUGUUAAAUUUGUUAAUAAUGUUUUAAAUUCUUCCUCUUUGAUGGAAUCUUGCAUUGUUUUAAUUAAAUCAAAAAAUUUGUAUCCUCCCAAGCAUGCAGAUUUAAGUUACUUAGAAGGUAUUUUAAAGUGGUUUCAUAAAACAUUUAGUAUAAAUGCAGCACAAAGUGAACCUGUCAGUGAUGAUAAAAGCAGCCUAUUGGAAACUUUAAUGUGUCAAAUUAAACAAAAAGAAACAAAUUCUUUUAAAAACUUUGUAUUAAUAUUUAUUAUUUUUCUUAGAAUCUUAGGGCUUAAAGUAAGAAUUGUUAUGUCAUUUCAAGUGCUUCCAAUCAGGCCACCUGCAAGUGAUUUAUUCGAUUGUAAAACUGGUAGGCCGAGUACAGAAAAAAGUAAAUCAUCUGAGGUUACUGAUAAAUCUGAUAAAUCUGAUGCAAGUAAAUCGGAUACGAAUAAAACAGUAAUGGAAACUGAUAAAAAAAAUAGCAAGUCAAGUGAUUCAUCGAAAGUAAAAAAUUUAAAAAAAAUUGAAAAUACAACAAAGACAAAUGCUCCAGAAGAAAAAAAAAUGAAGAAUUCAUCUAAAAAAUCUCAAAACAAUACCACCAGCAAACGUUCGAAAACAGGAAAAAAUAAAAAAACGACAGACAGCGAAGAAAAAUUUGAAAUUUCUUCCGAUGAUGAUGAAAAUGUUUUUAAAUCGCUUAAAAAAAAUAACAAAAAAAAAUUAAAUAAACCAUCAACUUCUUCAAAUGAGGAAACUCAAAAUGUAAAAAAAAAAGAAGACAACAAUGUGUGGGCAGAAGUUUUUGUAGAAGAUGAAGAAAAAUGGAUAAGUGUCGAUGUGCCCAGACAAAAAAUUCAUUGCAUAAAUGAACUAUAUAGUAGAGCAACUCAUCCGAUCACUUAUAUUAUAGCUUGUAAUAACGAUUCAACCUUAAAAGAUGUUACAAAAAGAUAUGUACCUCAUUGGCAUUCUGAUACUAGAAAAAAAAGAGUAGAUGAUGAAUGGUGGAAUGAUACGAUGAAACCUUAUUUACCUCCUAAAACAGCUCAGGAUAAAGAAGAAGAUGAAGAUAUAAUGCGUCAACUUCACGAUCAACCUUUACCCUGUUCAAUUUCAGAAUUUAAAAACCAUCCGUUGUAUGCAUUAAAAAGACAUUUGUUAAAAUUCGAAGCCAUUUAUCCUCCGGAUGCUCCGACGUUAGGAUUCGUACGUGGGGAGGCUGUCUAUGCUAGAGAAUGCGUUUUUACUUUACACUCGAGAGAAAUGUGGUAUAAGGAAGCUCGAUUGGUUCGUGUAAACGAAGAACCUUAUAAAAUUGUUAAAGCUCGACCAAAAUACGACAAAAUGACUGGCGAGAUCAAAACAGAUUUACCCUUGGAAUUAUUCGGUCGAUGGCAAACAGAAGAUUACAUUCCUCCGAUUGCAGUAGAUGGUAAAGUUCCAAGGAACGAAUACGGAAAUGUUGAUUUAUUCAAACCGUGCAUGUUGCCUAUCGGAACCGUUCAUCUUCAAAUUCCGGCACUGAAUAAAGUCGCUAGAAAACUUGGAAUCGAUUGCGUUCCUGCCACCGUAGGAUUUGAAUAUCAUUCAGGAGGUUCACAUCCCGUUUUUGACGGUUUCGUAGUUUGUAAAGAAUUUAAAGAUGUUUUACUGGACACUUGGAAUAAGGAAAUCGACGAGUCGACGAAAAGAAAUAUAGAAAAGAGGGAAAAAAUUAUUUACGGUAAUUGGAGACGUUUGAUAAGGGGUUUGCUGAUAAGAGAAAGAUUAAAAAUAAAAUAUUCAUUCGGUGAAAAUUCAAAUGAUUUAAAUACCACGUGCGAGAACCGUGGAAAAUGA